AGUUUCCACAUAAAAACAACAAAACAUUGCAUGUACUUACAACCAUUACAGCCUGUCAUCACAACGGUCACUUCUCCCACUUUUUCUUUUUAUUAUCAAAUAAAUAAAACAAAAUUGCUACUUCCAAUUUGAAGAAAGAGCUUUGCACUCUGAAGUCUAAACACUCCCUCUGCGUUUGUGGAUGAUGCCAUUGCCAUGACAUGAAGACCUUAUUGCCUUAGCCUUCUUCUUGUGCUCAACAAUGGGUUGUUUUCUUCAUUGCUUUGGUUCCUCCAAGAGCACAAAACCUAGGCGCAAGGCACACCAUCACCAUCGACUCGCUAGAGACAGGUUAGAGCAAUGCUCUAUUCAGGAUUACUCCGAAACGGUGGUAAUUGGCACUGCAUCACAAGAAGUCCAGGCUAAACCUUUGGAGCAGAUAAACGUGAGCCCCAAAAAGAAAGUAACUUUUGAUGUCAAUGUGAAAACGUACGAGCCUGAUGAAGUUGCUGAUUUCCAACUUGAGAAAAGUGAAGAGGGUGGAGAGGAAAGUGCUUUGGUUGAAAAGUUAAGCCGAACAAAGUCUUACUCUGAAGAAAGUUCGGUGACUUCAGCGGGGUCUUACACUACAAACCAUAGGUACCACAAUUGUACGUGUAGUGAUGAUGAAGAUGGAGCAAUGGAGUAUUGGGAUAGUGAUGUUACUGAUGAGGAUGAGGAUGAGGAUGAUGAUGGUGGUGAUAGUGACAUGGGAGAAGAGUAUGAUGAAGUGGAAGAGGACUUUGAAGAUGGAAUAGUGUACUCAAGGUCAAGAAAUGGUGAUAAUCAAGUGGUUGUUGGAGAGGUGGAAAGUCCAAUUCUAAUGCAUGAUAAGGAUUUGAAGUCAAUUGGGUUGAACCCAAAUGUUCGAGAUAGGAGUGUGUAUGUUCUUUCUGUGAUGAACCCUGUGGAGAACCUCACUCAAUGGAAAGCAGUUAAGGCUAAAAGGGCACCCCCAUUGGCGUCUCAGAAGGAGAAUUUGGUUUUGAAUCAAGAGUCUAGAUCUGCAUUUGCUGCAGAAACUCCUAAGAAGUUGAACCGAGAAAUCGCGGUUGAUGCUAGCCUUUCAAAUUGGCUGGGUUCAUCAGAAACUACACCUGUUAGCAAAGGUUUGUACGUGGGUACCCUGGAGAGGAGCAGCUCACAAGGCUCAAAUUCAGUGGUGAGCCAUGAAAAUAGGCCUAUUUUAGGUGCAUUGACAGUUGAAGAGCUCAAACAUUUUUCCGCUUCUUCUUCGCCAAGAAAAUCACCAAAGGAUGAGAUGCCCAUUAUAGGCAGUGUUGGGGGCUAUGCCGAGGAUUCUGGCUCAGCAAAUCGAGUAAGAUCAAGAAGGGUACAUUUGAAGUGAAGUUUGGAUCAAGUAUUGGUGGGGAGGGUCAAUUUUGAUUGUGCGGAAUAACAGAGUGAAUUGGCACUCAGCUCCAUCUGAGACAGUAUUAGAGAGAGAGAGAGUUGUUCCUUGUGAAUGUUAGACAAGCUUCCAAUGAUGUGAUUUUGUGGAGUGUGCUGUGUUGGGGGUGCAUUUUUUUUUAUUCUUUUGUGAAUGUGAUAGUGUGUUUGUUUGCUUUUCUUUUGUAAUAUGCGGUUGGAUAUACUAUUUGUCAUGUAGUUUUUAUCUGUGCACUGUGCACUGUCUCCGCA
Messenger RNA from Glycine soja, 1659 nucleotides. RefSeq lists its product as uncharacterized. Gene Ontology annotation, biological process: male meiosis II. The record is from RefSeq and is a predicted model, not a curated record. The transcript is spliced from 3 exons. Lineage: Eukaryota; Viridiplantae; Streptophyta; Magnoliopsida; Fabales; Fabaceae. Bases 242 to 1366 code for a protein of 374 amino acids.